Messenger RNA from Sander lucioperca (pikeperch), 4051 nucleotides. Its product is annotated as cGMP-inhibited 3',5'-cyclic phosphodiesterase A-like. Bases 357 to 3797 code for a protein of 1146 amino acids. Gene Ontology annotation, biological process: oocyte maturation; positive regulation of oocyte development. Lineage: Eukaryota; Metazoa; Chordata; Actinopteri; Perciformes; Percidae. The transcript has 15 exons. Gene Ontology annotation, molecular function: 3',5'-cyclic-AMP phosphodiesterase activity. The record is from RefSeq and is a predicted model, not a curated record. Gene Ontology annotation, cellular component: cytosol.
GAGGGUGAGUGAGAGACUAUGUGGAGGCAGUGGCCUAGAUGUGUGAAACGCCAGGGGUUGCUUUUUUGGUUCACUGAUUACUACCAGAGGCAACCCAAUAGUAGACCAAAUGUUCUGAGACAGAAAAGUUGUGAACCCCAUAAUUUGGCAGUUAUUAAAAAAUAUGAUAUGCCUACUUAUAGAACGUUUGUUUUGGAAGGAAGCAUCACUGACCAAUAUUUAGCUGCCAGUUGCGCACAGAGAACAAGCAUUAUCAUGGGAAUCAGGUGGAACAUGUAGACUAAGACGCUCACACAGAGGCUAAAUCUAUUAUUUCCCCGGACGGUCAGCCCAGCAUUCCGCUUGACUGGUGAGCGAUGGCCUUGGAGGCAGACAGCGACAGAGGUUCAUCAAGAAGCGCUCAUGAAAAAUAUCCCCGGGCAGCGUUGGAGCGCAACUGCUACGUGAAGACAUGUGUCACCCCGUUGCACCAGGACGCAGGGAGCCAGUCGUGGUUGAGAGUCGCCGUGACAUGGACUUGCCGAGGAGUGUCGUCUGCGGUCUGCUUUGCCUCCGUCUCCGUUAUUCUCGCUCUGCUGCUCAGAUUGGUCGACUGGGAUGCAGGCAGCAGCAGCAGCAACGGAAAUAGUAGCGGCUCCGGCUCUCGUCUUCAUUUCGCGGCGGGCUGCGCUGUGGAGCUGCUUUUGACUGUGGGUUACUGCGUCUCCCCCGUUUUUACACUCGUAUGUGCCUUCUUCUGGGUCGGACUGUAUCUAAUUCGCUGUGGGGUGCUCAUCCGCACCGCGGUGUUUUUGUUAGCGGUGUGCAACUUGGGCGAAGUCGCGGCGCAGUCCCUCCUGCGCGGUGCCGAGGAGCAGCUGCUGUCCCUCCCCGCAACCCUGGUAGUCCUCGGCUUCCUGGGCAGCGGGGCUCUGCUGGUCGUCCGGCUGCGUCAGGGAGUGUCCAUCCUCGUCUUCAUUAGCGUCAUCAGGGCCAUCUCCCUCGUCUCUCUGGGCACAUUCCGGGCCAGCUGGAGACCCUACCUGGCCUACCUGCUGGGGCUGCUGGGGGUUUUGCUUGCGAGGUAUGCUGACCGGCUCCUGCCGGCCUCAGGGACCAGCGGGACGGGGUGCUGUGGCUCUGUGACCGGGGCGAAGGAGGAGGACAUCCCUGUCUUCAAAAGGAGACGGAGGUCCAGCUCCAUAGCGGCCUCGGAAAUGAUGGCUCACGGUCAGAGCAACAGCAAGUCCCACCGCAGGACUUCGCUGCCUUGCAUUCCGCGGGACCAGUCUUCAGGCACCAGUGUGGUAGUGGACAUCGCGGUGAUGGGUGAAGCCCACGGGCUGAUCUCAGACCUGCUGGCAGACCCCUCGCUGCCUCCUAACACCUGCAGCUCUCUGAAGGCUGUCAGCAACCUCCUCAGCACCCAGAUCAGUCUCCAGCCGCUCCACCGGCCUCGUAUCCCUGCAGACACGCAUACCUGCUCUGACUCCGAAGAGGGGCCGGAAAAAACAGAGAGACUGGCCAUUCCAAAGCGUUUAAGACGGAGUCUGCCCCCAGGAUUGCUUCGGAGAAUCUCGUCAACUUGGACCACGACCACCUCAGCUACGGGGCUGCCUACCAUCGAGCCAGGCCCUGUACGCCGAGACCGCUCAGCCAGCAUUAAACACACCACAGAUAGUGAAUCAUGGAACAACUCAGUGAUGAUGACCAUCUCAAAGAGUCGCUCCAUGUCUGUCUCCUGUGCUGCCUCUGUCACCUCCAACCACCUCUACAGCAAACCACUGGAAAGACCAGGUUUCCCCCCCUCCAACGUAUCACCUCUGGGCUCUCCAUGCUCAUCUCCUCCAGUCCAGGGCACACCUGUCUCAAGCCCUACCAUCAAGACAUGUUCAGUGCAGCUUCCUGAGCCGGCUGGGCCCUUGACAGAGCGGACCUCUGGCUCUAUGGCCCCCAAGAGCCACCACAGAGCCUUAACCCACAGCAUGAGCGCCCCGAGCUCCACCACCACUCACUGGCGGCCUCCAUCACUCUGCGGCAGCUGUGGUAGGCCGUUCAACAAUCGACUAAACCACGGGGUAGAAUCUGUCAACAAAGGGGACAGAAUACCCCAUCCAGAUGAGCGUGCCGUAGCUUCUUCAGACUAUGACAGCACCUACGACAGCACCUAUGAGACCAACCACAGUGACAGCAGCGACUUUGCACAGAAUGAAGAAGAGGGAGAGGGAGGCAAGAAGCUGCCUGAAGCAAGGGAAGGUUGCAGGGAGUAUCUGGCACAGGGCAUCGUUCUUCACCCACUCCUGCCAUCACCAGAGGACAAGCCAAUCUUGGCCACGGAGCCUCUGGUGAUGCCAGCACUGGAGCCUUUGAUGAGUCAACUCAACAACUGGAACUUUCCCAUUUUCAGUCUGGUGGAGAAGACCCAUGGCAAGACAGGCUGCAUCCUCAGUCAGGUUUCCUAUAAGCUCUUUGAGGACACAGGUCUAUUUGAGACAUUCAGAAUUCCUGUGCAAGAGUUCAUGAACUACUUCCAUGCUUUGGAGAAUGGAUACAGGGUCAUCCCUUAUCACAACCGGAUCCAUGCCACUGACGUGCUACAUGCUGUGUGGUACCUAACCACUCAGCCUGUACCAGGCCUACCCACCCUGCUGACUGAGAAUGGGAUACACACCGACUCAGAGAACGGCAUUAUGCCUGGCGCCACAGGCUUCCUGAUGUCCAAGAUGAACUCUGUGAUGGAGGACAGCUAUGGCUCCCUGGCUGGCCUUAUCCCCGGCCUGGAGCUCAUGGCCCUGUAUGUAGCUGCUGCCAUGCAUGACUAUGACCAUCCUGGAAGAACCAACGCCUUUCUAGUAGCUACCAGUGCACCACAGGCUCUUCUGUACAAUGACCGCUCAGUCUUGGAAAAUCACCAUGCAGCUUCAGCGUGGAACCUCUUCAUGUCUCGACCUGAGUAUAACUUCCUGGCUAACCUUGAACAUGUGGAGUUCAAGCGCUUCCGCUUCCUCGUCAUUGAAGCAAUCCUAGCCACCGACCUCAAAAAGCACUUUGACUUCCUGGCAGAGUUUAAUGCAAAGGUGGGUGAUGAAGGGGUGUCCGGUAUUGAUUGGACCAAUGAAAACGACCGAUUGCUGGUGUGCCAGAUGUGCAUCAAGCUGGCUGAUGUCAAUGGACCACUGAAGUGUAAAGAGCUGCACCUGCAGUGGACAGAAGGGAUCGUCAACGAGUUCUACGAACAAGGUGAUGAAGAAGCAAGCCUGGGCCUUCCCAUCAGCCCGUUCAUGGACCGCUCCGCUCCGCAGCUGGCUAAACUACAGGAGUCGUUCAUCACUCACAUUGUGGGACCUCUGUGCUCCUCCUACGACUCUGCUGCUCUUAUGCCAGGAUGCUGGGUUGACCUGGCUGAGGGAGAGACAGAGCCUGAGGAGGCGAAGGAGGGACAAGAUACAGAAGAGGAAGAGGAGGAUACAGUGGAUGAGGACGCAUCAACAGGUUCUGGCACCUCCCAGCGACAAGAAACCAAAAAGGUGAGCAGGAGGAAAGUAUUUUGCCAGAUAACACAGCAUAUUCUGGAAAACCAUGACAUGUGGAAAAGUGUCAUCGCUGCGGAAGCCCAAGAGGAAGCUCGGAAAGAGGACUGCAUCAGCAGCCCUACCGAUCCAAUCACAGCCAUUCAUGAGGAAGAGGAGGAACAAGCAAGCAAAGAGGAAGAGUCAACUGAAUGCCUUGAUAAAAGGGAAGAGAUGCCGGCUUUAGAGGAAGAAGAAAUGCUUCCACAAUCAGAGACUUCAGGGGGAAAAGAGGAGGAACCAGAGUGAUAUGAACUUUGACCUCCUCUUAAAACCAGGAAUCUGAAAGUUGUCUAAAAUGUUUUGUUUCUUUCCUAACUAAACUCUCGAUAUGGUAGCCAGCACAUCACUUCGACACAACACUGUAGAAGAUGUUUUGGGUAAUAUGUGCCUAACAAAAACUGGAUUUGAGGAGAGGGAUGAUGCAUGCCCAGUUCAUCUGACGAGGGGAGAGAGGUGAGAUGAGCAAAAGAGUAAGUGACUGAGGAGUAGAAGAAGAAAAA